AGUGGGGGAGCACCUUCAUGUAGCUAAUGUCACCCAUAACAGCACCCAUCAAUGCUUCAGUGCUUUUGAGGACAUGAGAGUGCCUCUGAGCAUCAGUCAGGUUCAUCACACAGAAGAGAUCGACAGCAUAGCCAUCGUCAAUGGGUUUGCACAAUUCACGCCCACAGCUGUACCCUGGAGACAUUAUCGAAUUCCCUCGAAACAAGUAUUUCUCCCAUUUUGGAGUCUUCUAUGGAGAGAGGGAUGGAGUUCCUUAUGUUGCACAUUUGACAUGCAGGGACUCGGACACAAAACUCCUGCUCUUCGGUCGAGCUUUGAACUCUGCUGUAAAGCUGGACCCACUUGACGUAGUUGGGAAAAAAUAUAAAGUGAAUAAUUACCUGGAUGAUAAACACCCUCCUCGAGACUUCUACUCCCACAUCAAGCCUGAGAUUGAAGACGUGAUGACUAAAACCAUCACCUUCGAUAUCCUGUUUCACAACAGUGAACAUCAAGCAACACUGUUACGCUACGGGGUCAAAAAGUCAGAGCAAAUUGAAAAAGUCUAUGCGAAGGUAGUUCCCACCUGGCGUCAACCGUUUGAGAAGAAAAGGUUUUGAUUCAGAAGUUUAUCUUGAUCUGGACCUUUACAGAGAUGAUCUUUACAGGACGACUGACUUCUCUUUUUCUGUAUUACAUUUACAAUUGUGUACCAUUCACAUCAUAUAGACGUAUCAACAAUGUAAGCUAUUCUCAAUUGUAAAGUCAGAACAACAAGGGGAACAUGUAGAGUAGAUUCUUCAAUUUUUUUCAUACCUUUUCUACUUGGACUCUCACACUAGUCAGUUACUCAGUAUCUCCACUUGGGGUCACAAUUGACACAUUUAAUGUUGUUCUGAGGGAGCAUUUCACACCAAGGCCACCAUUUACUAAAAGAGUUCAUACUGUGGAGCUUGGAGGAAGUGACUUACAAAUUUAUUUUCAACACUGAAACUGGAGAAAACAAGUCAGCAGGACUAGUGGUUGCUUCACUUUGGGAACAGAAAGCAAAAUGUUGGUAAAAACCCUGUCUAACUUUGAAAAGGUGAAAAAGGAAAUAUGAGAAAAAGAGUACUUCAUGGUUACCUAAGAAAUGUAUAUAUACUUUUUAAGCGUAGUAUUUGCCUUCCUAUCCCACAUUACCAAGUCACAUGACUUUUGAUUCACUAGCAGUUUGUGUAAAGAAAGGUUAAAGCUGCCAUGACAGUUAAAUAUUACAUAUUAAAUGAUCACUUUUGCAUGGAAUCCUCUCUUAAACAUUUAAGAUAUAGUUUAUUAAUAAGACCUUCAAUAUCUUCUUCCACCUUAUAUAUUAUAGUUACUUACAGUUGCAUAUUGUCUCCACUAAAAAUUUCAAAUGAUAAAAAUAAAUAAAUAAAAAACCAAAAACA
Messenger RNA from Pygocentrus nattereri (red-bellied piranha), 1409 nucleotides. RefSeq names its product phospholipase A and acyltransferase 1-like (gene plaat1l). Gene Ontology annotation, cellular component: cytoplasm. The coding region runs from base 141 to 599 and encodes 152 amino acids. The record is from RefSeq and is a predicted model, not a curated record. Gene Ontology annotation, biological process: N-acylphosphatidylethanolamine metabolic process. Gene Ontology annotation, molecular function: glycerophospholipid phospholipase A1 activity; A2-type glycerophospholipase activity. NCBI's taxonomy places the organism in Eukaryota, Metazoa, Chordata, Actinopteri, Characiformes, Serrasalmidae. The transcript has 4 exons.